Molecule: messenger RNA, 420 nt
Organism: Hydatigera taeniaeformis
Lineage: Eukaryota; Metazoa; Platyhelminthes; Cestoda; Cyclophyllidea; Taeniidae
Source: the annotation of a GenBank genome assembly
AUGGUUUCUCCAUCGAAAACCGACAUUGAUACCAUUCUCUCAUCCCUUCUCUCAAAGCCUGAGAAUAAGAUAUGCUUUGACUGCUCUUCGGGUAACCCAACUUGGGCCAGUAUCACCUACGGCGUUUUUGUCUGCAUUGGCUGCUCUGCAGUACACAGAUCGUUGGGAGUUCACCUAAGCUUUAUCCGUUCAACACAAUUAGAUACAAAUUGGACGUGGCUCCAACUGAGGGCUAUGCAAGUUGGUGGAAACGGAAAAGCGAUUGCCUUUUUCCAACAGCAUGGUGGUAUGCUUGAUGAUAUUAAGCGGAAAUACAGCAGCAGAGCGGCGCAGUUAUAUAGAAAUAAGAUUGAAACUCUGGCAAACGAUGCUAUGCGCACAUAUGGAACACAAGUAAGAUUUAUUGACAUCCAAUUAUGA